AUAUGGAAUCGCUGUGGCACAUGGUCAUGUGGAGCCGGAUUUUCCUUAUAUCAGUAUGUGUCAUUCCAGCCAUAGCGCCAUCAAAGCGCCAGAGAGAUGUGUGUUCGCUCAGUUUGUUAACAUUGGAGCUUUCAUGAUGGCAGCAAACGUCUACAUCAGAUACAAGCAGAUGACUGAGGUUCUGAACCUGCUCUCUGCCACCAAGGGAGACAAGCGAGUCAAUAAGCUGUCUCUAGGCAUCGGAUUUGUCUCCGCUUUUGGGCUCACAGUGGUGGCCAACUUUCAGACAGUGGACAUGCGAGCUGCUCAUUACACAGGGGCCACUUUGGCCUUUGCUCUGGGGUCAGUUUACUGUUGGAUGCAAACCUCCUUGUCCAUCAGACACACCAGGUGGACCUGCGUGGCCAUCAGUCAACUAGUUAACAGUAUUGCUCUGACAGUGUGUCUUAUUGUCUUUGCUGUUAGUAAAACGGUGUACAAGCUGUAUGAAAAUACAGGACAUGGGACAAAGUUUGAUGCACUGAGAGCUGUCUACUUAAUAUCUACAGUCUCUGAAUGGCUGACCGCAGCAUCUAUUGUGACGUUUGUGUUAACAUUCUAUCGAGAUUUCUCCAAUGUUUGGCUCAAGUCUCCCAGUGUCAGGAUCAUCAAUCAUGACGCAGUUUUAAAGGUGUUUCGCUCACCUGUAUCCGGUGCUGUCCGACAGAAUGACCCAGUUAAUUUGUGA
Messenger RNA from Candidula unifasciata, 727 nucleotides. Lineage: Eukaryota; Metazoa; Mollusca; Gastropoda; Stylommatophora; Geomitridae. The record is from the annotation of a GenBank genome assembly.